Molecule: messenger RNA, 6747 nt
Organism: Anarrhichthys ocellatus (wolf-eel)
Lineage: Eukaryota; Metazoa; Chordata; Actinopteri; Perciformes; Anarhichadidae
Gene: dusp14
Product: dual specificity phosphatase 14
Exons: 2
Coding region: 360-986 (208 amino acids)
Biological process (GO): protein dephosphorylation
Cellular component (GO): cytoplasm
Molecular function (GO): MAP kinase tyrosine/serine/threonine phosphatase activity
Source: RefSeq, a predicted model, not a curated record
GAUGCCCGGUGCACGCCGCUACUGUCAGUGUAGAAGCAGGCGGAUGUACUGAUGGCUCGUAUUUCUGCUGACUUUCACAUUAUGUUGUUGAGUGUCGCGGUUGGUCUCCCGCUACCUGGCCUCUCGCCCUGCUGGACGUCUGUAAGAGCGCACUGACUGAAGAUAGAUGUCCGGAGUGUGAGACCAGCUCGCCGGAUUGCUGCUGUCUGUGAAGGCGCGUUAAGAACCUCCAUCUCUGCCCGACUGAGAGUCGACUGGAGCUGUUUGGCUGGCUGCACUACUAUGACUCUGAGCUCCUGAAGAUUUUGCUUUAAAAAGACAAAAAUUGGCAUCCUUCUUGAAGCCCACUUGAUUCCUCGAUGGGUUCCCGCAGCCAAGGCUUCUUCCACCACCACCACCAUCGUAGCACCAUGGUGCCCACUAUGGUGCCGAGGCUGCUCCCCGAGAACAGCAGCCUGCUGGGGGGCAUUGCCCAAAUCACCCCCAACCUCUUCCUCAGCAGAGGCAACGUGGCAUCCAACCGCAGCCUGCUGCUGUCUAAAGGCAUCACCUGUGUGGUCAACGCCACCAUCGAGCUCCCCAACUUCAACUGGCCUCACAUGGAGUAUGUAAAGGUCCCUCUGGCGGAUAUGCCCCACUCCCCCCUCUCCUUGUACUUCGACAGCGUGGCCGAUAAGAUCCACAGCGUGGGACGAAAGCGAGGUGCGGUGCUGGUGCACUGUGCGGCGGGGGUGAGCCGCUCGGCCUCUCUGUGUCUGGCGUACCUCAUGAAGUAUCACCGCGUGUCUCUGGCCGAGGCCCACGCCUGGGUCAAAGCCCGCCGCCCCAUCAUCAGGCCCAACGGUGGCUUCUGGCGCCAGCUCAUCGACUACGAGAGGAAGCUGUUCGGUCGGAACUCUGUUAAGAUGGUGCAGACGCCCUACGGGGUCAUUCCUGAUGUUUAUGAGAGGGACCGCAGGAGCCUGGCUCCGUACUGGGGCCUUUAAGAACCACAGUGAAGAGAUCAAGGAGGAAGUCAAGAUGAGCACUUUUGCCCUCCUGGACUGUAGCUUCAUGCAUGUUCAGGACAGGCGAAGUGAGACGCAUGUGAGUGUACGUCUGUGUAAGGCCUAUGUAAUGAAUACUGGUGCGUUUGGACAGAGGGAGACCAAACACUGGUUGUUGAUGCUGUUUGUCCAACCAGUUGGCUCUAUGUAGUCUUUGUGCGGGAGCAAAGCGACUUCAACCCCAGAAUCCUUCGGACCAAAGGAUCAAUCGGGACUACAAUGAUGUCAGCCCUGGAGAUAAACGGCACCAACUUCCACUCUCUAAUCUUGUUUCGGUGUCUAUAUUCUAGUUCCAUUGGAGGAUGAGCGUUCGGUGAAGGUUGUGGCCGUUCUCGAGACACUGCAGCUCUGACAGUGAUGUGACUGAAGUCCUUUUCCUGACGUGAUGAUGUCAUGUGGUGGUAUUGUGCCAGUUGUGCAGUAAUCGUUAGUGUGAAGGGCAGCAGCAAGCUCUCAAUUUAUGGUAGCAUAUAAGAUAAGUGUACAGAAAAAAAAUAGAUGCAGACACAUUAUUUGAUUGAAAUGUACUGAUAGUGAGGAACAAAUGGCACACUUUAACUCAACAUUUAAAGAUGUUGUUACAUCUACCUUCUUACAGUUGAACAUCUAGAGGAAGUAAGCGAAAAGUCAAGAUUUAGGGAAAGCUCCUGUGUACCACAGGGUUGACUGUUUCAUCCUGUGACCACACUAUGUUAUUGUAGUGCUGUUUGAUGCUGUAUUAACACAAAAAGAUCUGCCGCCUCAAGGGAAUUGGUAGCUCUAGGAUAGAUGUUUGGAACAAUAUUUUCUAUCCUACAUUUUUUUUGCCUUUUGUCCAUAGGUUGCAAAAAAUCCUAGCAGUACAGAAAAGACAUUUUAUUUCUCUUUGUAUAUCUGCCUAAAAGAGCGUCGUCACACAGGCUGAAGAUCCUACUUCAGCUAUUGCUGCUGCUGGUUGAAAACGUUUACUUUGCUGCACGUCCUGUCCCCACGCUUAUAAAGUUGUUGUCGAGGUGAGACCAAAAAAAGCAAUCACAAUGCACACCUAGACAUUGCCACCAAUAUUAUCACGUAAAAGUAAACAGUGCAGUGAAUGUUUGGCCUGUUGAAACAUUUUCUUCCUAUUUUAGUGGUAUAUUUUCAUCCUAAAGGUACUCCGUUGAGUUUUCUUGUAAACAAACAAAAUGUUUACGCACCAAAACACAUUCUGUGUAUCCUUAGGGUUUAACAAAUACAAAUGUUAAAUGCAUUUCCUCCCUCCCUUUCACAUUGACAAAGCCGAGUUUUUACAUAUUUAUAUCGAGCAGUGUAGCUGGAGCUGCGAUGUUAGCGGGAUACAGCAGACGGCGCUAGAAAUAAAGAGAUGAUGUCAGCUCAGGCGCUCUCCGACUCAAGGCCGCCCGUGAAAUAAAGCACUACGACUGAUCAAUCUUCACAGGUUACCUUUUGUUGAUUCAUUAAUACAUUAGGAAAUGGGGAAAAUGGCAAUCAAACCCAAACCAGCAGCAUAUGACAUGCAUCAAAACACCUGCACCUCUUGUUUUUGAUGUAAACCUGCACACCAGUAGCACAUCAAUUCUCGCCACCACCGUCUUAUUUCCCAGCACCGACUCACAUUAACAUUAAUCAGAGAAGCUUAAAUUUGAUCUCAAUCUGGCACUUCAAAGCUACCAUAAAAUGACUGCUUCUUCUGCAUAGCGUGCCCCCCUGUGUGGUCCAGAGCCAAUUUACACGCGUCUGAUGAUGCAACGCUACGUGAAGUGGCCGGUGUGUGACUUAUUUAAACUGACGUUUUCAAAUUGCUUUAUUAGUCCGACAAACGGUCCAAAAGAUAUAAAUAGAAAAAGCAGCAUAUUCUCACAUGUAUCUUCCUUCUAUCGACCAAUCUCAACUCAUUGCUUCAGCACUAGAUGUAUCGGAUGACUCUGUCGCUUUGUAUUGUGAUUUACCUUCUGGACUCUCACCCCUACACUGCUGCAGUAUAACAUCGCUGUUCUGUGCGGUCGUCUAUAACAGACCGCACGCUCAGUGAUGUUGGAUGUGACAGUUGACAUUUUCAUCCCACGGGGAUCAGUGCAACAAUGUUUUUUUCAACAAUGCCAUAAUAGAUUAAAUGUGACAUUACAAUAACAAUUAAAAAAAAAAAGAAUGAAAGGUCAGGGGUCAAUAAUUGUUAGCAGGAGGAAGAUGCUCUGUAAUCUGACUUCUAAUCAUUUCAUUCCCCAAGACAGUCAUAUUAAAAUGAUAAUAAGAAAAAAGAUCUCAUGUCACUGUUUUUGUUCAAAUGUGAUUCAGAAGAAACACACCUCUAACACACAAUAUUUCUAUUUUUUUUGUAAUUACAUUUCUGAGGAACAGAUUGCAGCGUUUCCUCUCCAAACGCCUCUUGAUCUUAGUUAUGCAUGGCCGUUUUUUCCCCAAGAGACAUCUUCAGACGUCAAAGAAACGUCCUAUCAUUCAUUUCAUUUUGCUGUGGCUACAGAGCAGCAGGCAGAUUAUUGAUGAGCGCCAUUUGUCUUGUGCCCACACUUUCUGAGGGACCUCCGGAGUGGUCUCCACAAUAAAUGCCAUUACCCAGAGAGACAGCUGAUGACAGGCCAACCACAAUGGAGAUGCACAAGUGAUGUGCCCAAAUUACACUGCACACUAUCUUCUCACGGCAAAACAUGAAUCAUCUUCUCCUGCCCCCCCCCAUAACUACCCACAUGACGUUUCCAGGGCAUAAUCAAGCACUAAAAGUAAACAUCCUUCACCAGCAGAGCCAUCUGCAUCACCCUGAGCAUCAGAGGCAGGCCAGGCUCCAGUGGCGCAGAAUGAACAACGAUGAUUAAGUUUUUGGAGAUGACAUUUAAGAGGGCAGCAACUCAACAAGAUGCAUCAGACACGGGUAAGCUGCAACAAACUGCUGUGUGUUGCUGUUAAUUACAACAUGCAUUCAUUUGUUGUCAAUUAAUGUUUAGUUUAUACAAAUUCAGAAAUGAGUGGCGGGGCCAAUGUUCAAAUCCCUGGUUUGGUCUAACCAACAGUUCAAACCUAUACCGGGUAUUCAGACUAUAAUGAUAUAAAGACGGAAAUUCAUUCAUUUGAAUCCACACGUUUGAGAGACUGGAACCGACCAAUAUUUGGCAGAAUGUGUGUAAAUUAUCUAAAAUAUGAUGAAGGGACGUUGUAUUUCUCCCUCCUGUGAUAGCAUUCUGAAGCGUGGAGAGGGCUGUGAAACAGCAUUAAAAGAGACAAAAUGUACAAGAAAUGCAGCUCAACAAUUAGAGCAAUAAAUUAUAUGUGGUAAAGUAAUUAUUUCAGCACUACUACAGUUUUGCAUAUCUGACUGCAGGUUUUAUUUCAACCACUCAAAGCAAAUAUGAACAUCUGCUGUAUAGCUGCAAUGAAUUACAGAAUCACGGCUUCUCUGGGCUUCACAUUAUACAGCCUUUAAUGAUUCACUAUAAUCACCAUGAGCUACAGCACCACUCCCAUAUCAAUAGGUGUAAACCCUGCAUUUUCAUUUUAACAAGACCAUAUGCACAAGGCCAGUUAUUAAACGCGCCGCUGCAAUUUCAGGCUUGCCGCCCUCGUUUCAGUUAUAAUUUGACAACCUGGUUUGGCCACACAGCAGCAUAUGCUGCUGGAUGUAAUUCAAAGUAUGUGUUUCUUAGUUGCAAUGAAUAGCCAUGUACAGAAUGCUGAUUAUUUGGCUGCCGGCAGUACUUUUAAACCUCAAUAAAUGUCGGAGAGUACAGGUUUUAAAUGAUGCUAGUUCUUCAUGUCUCGAUCAUAAAAAUACAGAAGUGAAGCAGUGAUAUAAAGAAUCCAUAACUGAAAUGAGCAUAGAGAGAAUAAAAAAGCCUCUCAGUUGGAAUGAGGAACAUCUAAAACGCAGGGGGAGACGUUGCCUGAUACAGUUUUGUCUGUAGUGAAACAAGUCAUUCUUCCUCAGUCAGCAGCUGAAUGAGUGUGCCGUCUCUGUGGUGUAACAAGGACUCAUCUGUCCAUCGCCUUUAACGCCUCAACUGGAGGAACUGAUUGAUAGAGUGGGCACUGAGGAGGACGACUGUGAGCCACGGAUAGUGAAGAUGACUAGAAUGUGUGCUUAGGUCCAUUAAUGGUGAAAUUCAGCCUUUUGGUGCUUUCUUUUAACUGCUGGUGGGCCAGCUAACUAUGAAAGACAGAACUAGUGUUAAAGUGGAACGUUCUUAUUAUCAGCAAAUCCCAUGAAAAGAUCAAGUGCAGUGUCCAGCUGUUUUAUACUGUAAACUGUAUGUGUGACCUGUUCUUAAAGAUUUAUGUCACAAGUGGGAACACAUGGGUUUGGAUGAGUGCCACAGACAAGGUAGGGAAAUCACAAAGCAUUUAGAGAAAUACUUACACGUGGUUGGUUUUGAUUGUGUUGUAUUUGUAAUAAUAAGAAAUAAUAUAAUAAAAAAUAUAGAAUACACAAUCUGCAGCCCCCCCAAAUUACCAUAGAUUUUAACUGUAAGGCGGUUUUAGCUAGGUGGGCCUGAACAAUUAAGUGCUCAGCUGGUGUCGGUGUAAAUGUUGGCUGAUGAAUAACAAAGAAAUGUCGGUGUUUGAUGCUAUGAGAAACCGGAACAACAUUACAUCGUUUGUCCACUAGAGAGCACUGACUUGUUUAUUUCUCAACUGUAAAAUGUCCUGUUCAAUGUAUAGCUCAUUUACAAUUAUUUUGCAACUAAUGAUUAUUUUGUAUUAGUCUUACCAAUUCAUAUGGCAAUUUAAAUAAUCGUUUAGUUUGUAAAAUAUAUGAAAUGUAAAACAGUGAUAAUCCCACUAUGGCCAAGGUGAAAUCUGUGUCUUGUUUUGUCCAACCAACAGUCUGAAAUCCAAAUAUUAUUGUAAGUAUAUCAUUUACAACUCUAUCAAGCAGGGAAGAUACAUAUGUGAGGCUGGAACAAGUGAAUGUUUGACAUUCGAUAACUGGUUUUGUUUGUAAAGAAUCGAUGCUGGGUCAUUUUCUGUUGAUUGACAAGUCGAUUUUGUUUUUAUUAAUUAUUUGUUAUGUGUACGUUGGGGGGAGCAAAUAGAUCGAUCCGAUUUUUCAAACUCUCAAAUAUCACAUUUGGCCUCUAAAAUCUAGGAGUAGUUAUUGAUCAUGAACAGAAGACAACAUUAAAAUCUUCCUAACACAGUAACAAAAUUGGAACCUAAAAAAUGAAAAUGUAAUCGGAAGAAAGUAAAGCAGGAAGCAACUCUAUUCACAAGAGUUACAGCAAUCAUGUGCAGAAGCAGCUGUUUUUAAACUGUAAUGUGAUUGCCCACGGUCAUGAAAUACCAAAGAGCAGCAGUCAAUACAACACAGCAUCACUUCAAUCUCGCUUCUCUCCCGCAGUGAUGAUUUCAGCAUUGCAGACAAUAGGCGUGAAGAUGACAGGCACAGGCGGUCUGCAUUUCAAAUUACAAGCUUUAUUCAGUAAUUGAUUUCAGCAUUUGUGAUUUUCUGUAGAGAGGAAAUCAUUUUCUGCAGGAAAUGAAUUAGGUCAUAGCGACAGAUAAAAUGGAUGUUGGAGAGCACACCUGAACACAAGUGUGAGAACGAUAAGACUGGUUUCACACAGCCUCAAGACAUCUCAUUUGAUUGGUUGAGCUGAACCGCCAGCAAUGGCCGGCAGGCUUGUCGAAGUAGAAUUUAUUCCAUUUUGUCAUGAAUUGAUGGAGAUGAGGCCUCUCCGGCCGGAGAGACAGUCAAUUAAAAAUGAUGAUGAUG